Messenger RNA from Lindgomyces ingoldianus, 153 nucleotides. RefSeq lists its product as uncharacterized. The record is from RefSeq and is a predicted model, not a curated record. Gene Ontology annotation, molecular function: protein binding. Lineage: Eukaryota; Fungi; Ascomycota; Dothideomycetes; Pleosporales; Lindgomycetaceae. The transcript has a single exon. The annotation marks the transcript as partial.
CUGGCGUCCGGGUCGGACGACAACACCGUCAAGAUCUGGGACGCGAGCAGCGGCGCCUGCCUGUCGACGCUCAAGGGCCAUAGCAAUGUAGUCAUCUCGGUCGCCUUCUCGCCCGACUCGACACGGCUGGCAUCCGGGUCCCACGACGAGACA